UAAAAUGAGUCUCUCCGGGGAGAGAGAGGAGGGGACUACUGCCUCUAAAAUGAGUCUCUCUGGGGAGAAAGAGGAGGGGACCACUGCCUCUAAAAUGAGUCUCUCUGGGGAGACAGAGGAGAGAACCACUGCCUCUAAAAUGACUCAAGACACCAGAUCAAAGAGUGUCCAGAAGCCCAGAGCAGAGUCACCUACAACCAGCCUGGUAUCAAUGAAGAGUGAUCAGCCACCUGCUUUCAGCCAGGAACCAUUACCAGAUGACAAUAAGGAAGUGGAGAGUUUGGACAGUGAGGAUGCAUUAAAGAUCACACACAACCGUCUGGACAGAAGAAGUCAAACUCUGCUGACAGUCCAACAAGACAUCAAGGCUAAACUGAAACACAAGUAUCAACACAUAUCUGAAGGAAUUGGACACCAUGGAAACCAGAGUCUGUUCAAGGACAUCUACACAGAGCUCUACAUCACAGAGGGUGGAAGUGGAGGGCUCAAUAAUGAACAUGAGGUUAGACAGAUAGAGAUGGCAUCCAAGAAACUAACCACACAAGAGACACCAAUCAAAUGCAACGACAUCUUCAAGCCUUUACCUGGACAAGACAAACCUAUCAGAACUGUGCUGACAAAAGGAAUCGCAGGCAUUGGAAAAACAGUCUCUGUGCAGAAGGUCAUCCUUGACUGGGCAGAGGGAAAAGCAAAUCAGGAUGUUCAUUUCAUGUUUCCUCUUCCUUUCCGUGAUCUGAACCUGAAAAAGGACCAAUACAGUCUGAUGCAACUUCUUUCCCACUACUUCUCAGAUCUGAAAGAAAUUGACAGCAUUGAAGAUGGUGAAACCAAAACUGUUUUCAUUUUUGAUGGUCUGGAUGAGUGUCGACUUCCUCUAGACUUCAAAAACAAUGAGAAGUGCUGUGAUGUCACAAAGCCAACCUCAGUGGACGUGCUGCUGACAAACCUCAUCAAGGGGAAUCUGCUUCCCUCUGCUCUCCUCUGGGUAACCUCACGGCCUGCAGCAGCCAAUCAGAUCCCUCCUGAGUGUGUUGACCAGGUGACAGAGGUACGAGGGUUCAAUGAUCCACAGAAGGAGGAGUAUUUCAGGAAGAAUGUCACAGAUCAGAAUCUGGCCAAUGAAAUCAUCAAACACAUGAAGACAUCAAGGAUCCUCCACAUCAUGUGCCACAUACCAGUCUUCUGUUGGAUAUCAGCCACGGUCCUUGAGAUGAUACUGAAAGGGGCAGAGAAGGAUGAAGUCGUCAAAACUCUGACCCAGAUGUAUUCACACUUCAUGCUCAUCCAAAUCAUUGUGAAGAACAGGAAGUACAACAAAACCACAGAGACAAACCCAAAGGAACUGUCACAGUCAGACAAAGAGAUGAUCCUGAAACUGGCAAAGCUGGCUUUCCAACAGCUGCAGAAGGGCAACCUGAUCUUCUAUGAGGAGGACCUGAGAGAGUGUGGCCUUGAUGUCACAGAGGCAUCAGAGUACUCAGCAUUGUGUACAGAGAUCUUUAAAGAAGAAUCUGGGCUGUACCAAGAGAAGGUCUACAGCUUUGUGCAUCUGAGCAUUCAGGAGUUUCUAGCAGCAGUGCAUGCUUUAGAAUCAUGUCUGGACAAGAAGGAAAAUGUUUUCUCCCCACUAGUGACGAAGGAGUCAAUCCAGUUGUCUGACUUACACAGGAGAGCAGUGGACCAGGCCUUGAAGAGUGAGAAUGGACACCUGGACCUGUUCCUCCGCUUCCUUCUGGGUCUCUCACUGGAGUCCAAUCAGAAUCUGUUACGAGGCCUUCUGACACAGACAGGAAGUACAACACAGACCAAUGAGGAAACAGUUGAGAGAACAGUCAGGUACCUUUCAGACAACAUCGAAAGGGAAUCCUCACCAGAAAGGAUCAUCAACUUGUUCCACUGUCUGAAUGAACUUGGUGCCAACUCUCUUGUUGAAGACAUGCAGACCUCCCUGCGAUCAGGAACCCUUUCAGAAACAAGACUAAAACCUGACCAAUGUUCAGCCCUGGCCUACCUGUUACUGAUGUCAGAGGAGGUGCUGGAGGAGUUUGACCUGAAGACGUACAACACAUCAGAGAAAGGUUAUCAGAGGUUGUUGCCCGUAGUGAGAACCUGCAAGAGAGCACUACUAGCUGGCUGUAAACUCACAUAUGAAUCCUGUGAGACUCUGGCCUCAGCUCUGCAGACACCAAACUCCCCCCUGAGAGAACUGGACCUCAGCCACAACAAUGACCUGGGAGACAGAGGAGUGGAGCUGCUCUGUGAUGGACUAACCAGUCCACUCUGCAACAUACAGACACUAGUGCUGUCUGGCUGUCUGGUCACAGAGGAGGGCUGUGCUGUUCUGUCUUCAGCUCUGAGGUCAAACCCCCACCUGAAAGAGCUGGACCUGAGCUACAAUCACCCAGGAGACUCUGCAGGGGGACUGCUUUCAGCUGCUCUGGUGGAUCCCACAUAUAAACUGAUGAAGCUGAAUGUGGAUCAUGGUGGAGAGUGCAGGCUGAAAUCAGGGCCGAGGAAAUAUGCCUGUCAUCUCACCUUGGACCCAAGUACAGCAAACCCAGACCUGAUACUGUCUGAGGGGAACAGGAAGGUGACACCGGUGGUGGAGGAGCAGCAGCAUUAUGAAGACGAUCCAGACAGAUUUGACCGUUAUCGCCAAGUUCUCUGCAGAGAAGGCUUAUCUGAUUCUCGUUAUUACUGGGAGGUGGACUGGGAUGGUGGUGGGCCUGCUAUUGGUGUGGUGUACAAAGGAAUGUUGGGAAGGGCUGGCAUUUGUAUUGGACUCACCAGCAAUUCCUGGUGUAUGUACUGCUCUGACAGCGUUUAUGACUUUUACAAUGCUGGAGUCCGUAGUAGAUCCAUUCUUGGCCCUGUAUCUAGCAGAGUUGGAGUGUAUCUGGACUGGCCAGCUGGUACUUUGUCCUUCUAUAGUGUGUCCUCUGGUACACUGACACACCUUUACACAUUCUACACCACGUUCACUGAACCCCUCUAUCCUGGAUUUGGGUUUCUUUUGUUGAAAACCUCCUCAGUGACCCUGUAUCAGAUCAACGACAUUCAAAGAGACCAUGGUGGAGAGAGUUGGAUCAAGCCUGGACCUGAGGACACCAGAGACCAUGGUGGAGAGAGUUGGAUCAAGCCUGGACCUGAGGACACCAGAGACCAUGGUGGAGAGAGUUGGAUCAAGCCUGGACCUGAGGACACCAGAGACCAUGGUGGAGAGAGUUGUAUCAAGCCUGGACCUGAGAAAUGGAUUCCUCAGAGCUGUAAGACUUGUGACCAUGUUGAGGUAAGUCAUUAUGUCAAUUCUUACUUUUACAUACCUGCAGGAGUCAGGCACAGUCUCAAAGCCAGGUGUGUACUGACCAACCAUUCAUACUGGGAUAUAGACAGUCCUGUGUUCUGCUUUAGUAAUAUAAACACAGUCUCAAAGCCAGGCGUGUACUGACCAACCAUUCAUACUGGGAUAUAGACAGUCCUGUGUUCUGCUUUAGUAAUAUAAACACAGUCUCAAAGCCAGGUGUGUACUGACCAACCAUUCAUACUGGGAUAUAGACAGUCCUGUGUUCUGCUUUAGUAAUAUAAACACAGUCUCAAAGCCAGGUGUGUACUGAUCAACCAUUCAUACUGGGAUAUAGACAGUCCUG
Molecule: messenger RNA, 3647 nt
Organism: Oncorhynchus tshawytscha (Chinook salmon)
Lineage: Eukaryota; Metazoa; Chordata; Actinopteri; Salmoniformes; Salmonidae
Product: protein NLRC3-like
Molecular function (GO): protein binding
Source: RefSeq, a predicted model, not a curated record